Molecule: messenger RNA, 3117 nt
Organism: Aureobasidium vineae
Lineage: Eukaryota; Fungi; Ascomycota; Dothideomycetes; Dothideales; Saccotheciaceae
Source: the annotation of a GenBank genome assembly
AUGGGCUUGAUUCACAGUGACUCUGACCUCCCAGACUAUCCCUUCAAAGAACCAGAGAGACGUUACCUUCGAAUCGUCAACGCCACUACUCCUCGGUCUGAUAUCAUACGCGCUCAAGCCGCAUUGCCUCAGAGACCUCCCAGGAGACACUAUCUCAGCCGCCUUCCAGUAAGUACUGCUCCGUUUAUGCGCAGACAAGCGUCUAACUUCAUCUUGCUGCCUGAAAACGUUGAUCACUUCACUGCUACCACCGAUCCACCCAGAGAGAAGAUCAAGACACACACCAAGAUCUACAGAGGGCUGGCUCGUUUUGCCAGCAAGAGUAGCACAAAUCUUGCCGAGCUCUCGUCUGCCACCAAGGAGAAGGUCAAGGACUUCAAGCUCACCAGGUCCAAGAGCUCGUACCAUCUUCCAGGUCUUGUGUCGUCCCCAUCCUCUCCUUCACGCAGCCUCACUCCACCCCUUCCAUCUCUUCCGACAGACCUCCUUCAGGGAACCGACAGAUCGAGUGUUCCUGUCAUUCAUUCCGAGAGCGUGUCUUCGACCAGCAGCGUCGAACCAUUGCCAGCCAAAUCACUCUCGAAAUGGGACAAGACUCGCCGCAGCCUGCGCGCAUUCACCUCCUGUCAUCGCUCCUUCGACUCCGACUGGGUCUUCUCACCUCUUCACGCCCGCUGCCUUGUCCACGUCAAAGUCUGCCAACAACUCCAAGACGGCUUUCAUCGAAGAUUCACCUUCUUCCAAGUCUGCGCACAACUUCAAGCCCAUGAUCGUGGACAAACUCAUGUCGCCCAUCUCCCCCACAGCGGAACGCCCAUCAUAACUGCUCCCUCAUCCUUCUGCGAACCAUUCCAGAAACCCAAACACAUCGUCUUCCCCAACUCGAACAUUGACGCUGGCUCUCCUUUUCGCUUUGCGGCCUCGACCUCAGUCCACACCGCACCUUCGCCCGCUGUAACCGAAGCUACGUCUCCUGAAGCCAGACCUUCUUCACCCGAAGCUGAACCUUCUAUUCCACGCCCUGCACGUUUCAAAACUCGCUUCAAGCCUUACACUCCCCGUCCCAUCCCGGCCGACCCCACCAAAGUCACUUUCCCUAAUGGACUCGAUGGAGACAACCCCUAUCCACGUCCUUACGGUGGAGGCUGGCGCAACCACCCCUACCAUCUCUAUGAAAGAUUGCCCACCUCCAAGCUCCUGGUCGAUCCAUACGCUAAGCCUGCUAAGGAACCAUUUUUCCGCCGGUGGUUCUGUGGCACAAAGAAGAGCAGUCGUAACUACUACGGCGGCCGUUCUGCAGCUCAAAGAGAACCCACCAGAUAUGUGUACAAGGCCAGUAAUGGCGAUCUUCACGAGGCAUACGAGAUGGAUGACCUGUCCCCUCCCAAGCCUGAGUCGCCAGAGCCUCUUCCCGAUGCUCCUCCCAAGCCUUUUGUAGGCACGGCCGUCUCAAUUCUGCAGAGGGUCAGAAAGAACGUCAAGGUCAAGUACGUCAAGGCGCAUGAUCCCGCGGGCAAUGUCUAUUUCUACGAAAAGUCCUAUGUGCCUCGCUUCACAAAGCACUCACUGCGCCCCUCGAAGCGCACAAUCAGCAUCAGAAACUUCCUCAACCGCCGUCUAUACGGCAGACCAGGCGACGGUGCCAAUCUGCUCAUGCCUCAUAUCCCCUUUCCCCCUGAGGUCAUUAUCCCUGGCGUCGACGACACAAAGGAGCGCGCCGAGCUCGAGGCUAGGAUGAGGGAGUGCGCCGAGCUCGCAGCCAAGAAGCCGGUGCAUCCAUUCGGUCCCAGGGACUGGCUCGACUUCGACGAUGAAGAUAUGAUCAAGAAGAAGAGGGCCGCUGACAAGGCGCAGAAGAAGAAGAGGGCCCUGGAGCUGAAGAGAGCGGAGAAGAAAAAGAACGAGUCACGUGGCCUUCUUUACUCCCUCCAGCAGCGACGCCUGGCUGCAAAGCUCAAAAGAGCCAAAACGAAUAUUGACAAGGAGAAGGAGGAGGAGGAGGAGAAGCUGGCGAGAAGGGAGAGAAUGAAGGCCUCUGAGACCUGCUCCUCUCCUGACAACCUCUCCCAAGAGCAAGAUCUUGUUGAGCGCUGCGAGGCCGCUCAGGGCGCGCAAGAAGAGCAGAGAGCCAUUGGCCUGGAGGAAGCCAGAAAGGGCAAGAAGAAGGUCAGCGUCCCUGACCAGGUCGAUUUCUCUGAGCCUGACUUUGCUGAGCGCCGUGAAAGCGCUCAGGAGGCGAAAGAGAGGCAAUGGCUCAUCGACUUGGAGAAGGCUAGAAAGGGCAAAAAGAAGGUCACAGUCUCUGAUGACCCUGCAUCCAGUCCCAACCCCAAACCAGGCAACCUCCGCCGCGCCCAUAGCGAUGCAGGUGUCGAUGCCAUCAAACAACAGCGCAAGGCCGACAAGCUCUCCAGAGCUAACAACUUGGACAAUGGCAAGCAGAAUCUCGAAAAGCAGAAGAAGGAACGUCUUAGGCCCUCCAAUUCUGGAAAGCAAGAGAAGCGCAACCGAAAGGCCGAGAAACGUCAGCAAAAGGGAGAGAAGCGCAAGCGCAAACCAGAUGCCACCGUGAGACUGGUGACAGAGACGAAGCCUGUGAAAUUUGUGUUACCGGUUGUCCAGGCAUCGGUUGCAGGGAAGCAACAGCAAAAGCAAGAAAAUCGCCAGCAAAAGGGAGAGAUGUCCGAGCGACAGAAAGAGGUACUCAAGCGCAUGGAACAACAACGCAUACGCAACCCCGAAGCCGCUUUGGCCCAGGCUAUAAAGGACGCAAAGCAUCGUAAAUCGCUGGCAGAAGCAUCACGGGCAUUGGUUGUCGAGAAGCCCCUGUCAGCGGUCACAGAAAGAAACUUGAAGCCGGUUGCAGAAGAAUCUCUGAACAUCACACCUCCUCGCCUCCGCACCCCCAACCGCUACAAAGAUGCCUCUUUCGAAUUCGAAGAGGCUGAACAACUCGUCACCCCGAAGUCUCCUGAGCAAUGCCAGUUCGAGGCUGAUCAAGCUGCUACACCACGAACGCCUAUACCUUAUGUCCUUCCAACUGUCGAGGAGGAAUCGGACGUUGAAGAUGGAAAGCAGAUUGCUGACCUCACCAAUACCUACACGGAGUUUCUUUGA